Messenger RNA from Eleginops maclovinus (Patagonian blennie), 2857 nucleotides. RefSeq names its product coenzyme Q10B (gene coq10b). The record is from RefSeq and is a predicted model, not a curated record. Gene Ontology annotation, molecular function: ubiquinone binding. Gene Ontology annotation, biological process: ubiquinone biosynthetic process; cellular respiration. The transcript is spliced from 5 exons. Gene Ontology annotation, cellular component: mitochondrion. NCBI's taxonomy places the organism in Eukaryota, Metazoa, Chordata, Actinopteri, Perciformes, Eleginopidae. Bases 69 to 785 code for a protein of 238 amino acids.
GCGGGACAAAUGUCAAUUUUCCCACUGGCAGAGAGUGAAGAAGUCCGUCAAAGCAGCAAAAAGGCACGAUGGCGAGAGGUGGUGGGAACCUGAGGAAAGUGGCGGAGUGCAUCAAACACUUUCCUUCUGCAGCCAGCCGGGAAACACACAUUAGGAACAGCGUAAGGUACCUGUCACCAUGUGGGGUCCUGAACACUCAUAUGGCCCCCCGGCCGGGUGCAGCCAUGGUGGGGCCCGUCGUCACGUUACCUGUCCGCAGCUUCUUCAACCUGGCCGACAGCUUCUCCAAGAGGAAGGAAUACUCGGAGAGACGAGUCAUCGGGUUUUCCAUGCAGGAGAUCUAUGACGUGGUGAACGGGGUGGAGAACUACCGCCUCUUUGUUCCCUGGUGCAAGAAGUCCGAUGUGGUGUUCAAGCGCGCCGGGUUCUGCAAGGCUAAAAUAGCUGUGGGCUUUCCACCUGUGAUGGAGAACUACACCUCCCUGGUCACCUCAGUACGCCCCCACCUGGUCAAGGCGGCCUGUUCCGAUGGUAAACUGUUCAACCACCUGGAGACGGUUUGGCGUUUCAGCCCUGGCCUCCCGGGAUACCCUCGUACCUGCACAGUGGAUUUCUCUAUCUCCUUCGAGUUUCGCUCCCUCCUCCACUCCCAGCUCGCUCACGUCUUCUUCGACGAGGUGGUGAAGCAGAUGGUUUCUGCGUUCAUGCGUCGCACCUCCAAGAUCCACGGAGCCGAGACGGCCAUCCCUCAAGAGCUCAUGUUCCACGAGAUCCACCACACGUAGCGCUGCACAAACACCGACACCAAAACAGACAGAAAACACAACGCCUAAUGCCAAAGUCAGGGAGAAAAUGUAGAGAGGACGAAGAGACUUCUAGUAUUUUAACUGAUAAACUGUCAUGCCUUUCUCCCAGCAACGACCAAUUUAAACCCCAACGUUUCCCAUUUCUCUCUUUUUAUACUUUUAAUACAUUAUAUCUUUUUGAUGUGGAUCCACCAGCUCAUUUUCAUCUUGGUGCUUAAAACAAGUGCAGACUUGCUUAUUUCAAUUAAUUUCCAUUAUGGGAAUUGAACAAUAGGUGCCUGGUUAGGAAACUUGAGAUCACGUGCUGUCGGUCAAGAUUAAAGAGAGUAUCUGAUCACAUCCUGCAACGAUUAGAUAAUAAUUGGCAACUUUUAAGAGCUGUUUCAUGCAAAAAUGUCCUUGUAAUAUAUCAGAGGGAAAGAUAAUGUAUUAAAAGUGUCUUGUUCUCUCUCAGUAACAAGAAAAUAUUCAAUGUAUGAGGAAGAAAACCCACAAAUAAGCAAUUUCUUUAAGCUGGAAACCGAACAUUUUUGCUUUAGAAAUGACUGAAACGCUUGCAAUUAUUUUCUAUAGAAAGACUAAUUAAUCAAAUGACUAAUUGGGUUCACCAAACACUGGUUAAAGCAACACAGGAGGCUGAUGAAAGCUUGUUUACUAAAGUGGAAACAAAGGGUUGAAGAUGUAGUUGGAGGUUACCUAUGGAUCUUGUUACAGAGGUUAAAGAAAUUGAGCGACAUUCAUCUUAACUAGAGAUGACGAGGUUUAUAUAAGCAGAAGCACGAACUACCAGCGGGUCCAGAUGGAUGAUAAAAACAUCAAUGCUUUCCAGUGAUUACCUGAGCGUGAAGGGCACAAAGCAACUAACGAAUUUAAUAUUUAAACUCCUGCUCCACCAGGCAAAGAAAAAGAACCUCAAGGGCUAAUAAACAAUAAGCUUCCACCUUCACCGUGUCACCACACAACUGUAUAUUAUAAGAAUAGGUCUCUGGAAUCAUGCAGUUAAGAUGUGUACAAAUGACUGCAGAUAGAUGUACUUCAUGUACUGUAAACUAUCAGAAAUACACACACCUUUUUAGAAAGGGUGCUGAACUUUUAUUUUUGCUUUAGUAGAAGACAGUGUUUAUUUCUUCUUUAUGUUACAUAUACUGAGCUCUCAACAACAUUUAGAGAGCAACGAUGGACAAGAUGUUGGUUCACACCACAUGCAAAGGAUAACUGAGGGAUAACUACAGUGUUAUUAACCUAAAAUAUAAUGAUUUUGCUGUAAUUCUUGUGCAGGAAAUGAAUCAAAACGAUGCCGAAUUAACUAUAUCUUGAUGCCAAUUUGCAAAAAGUCAAAAUGAAUGCUUUUUCAGGUCUGUUUGCGAGAUGGAAAAACAAGUACAUUUUAAAAUGUGUGUUUUCUAAAUGGAGUUUGGAUCGCUCAUGCUAGGCUAACAAAGUAGCUGCUCACUCGACACUUAUAACUUCUUAUAAAUUAGGUAUAAAUAAGAAAUACUUGUUAUUAAUUAUACACAUUCAUAUCUACAUACUGUUAACUUCUAAAGUAUAUAAGCUCCCUGGCAUUUGAGAUGUUCAUUAUUAUAUAAAGCGUUAUUUUCGCGGUAUAUUUCGCUCUUAAAUUGCAAAACGUACAUUGAUUUAAUGUAAAUACAUCAAGAAAGGAAAGCUAUGCAUUUGGUGUGAACAGACCACUACAAUUAAAGCUAAUUAUACGACAAAGUGUGCAAUAUCAGUCGUAUAUGUUACUUUUAAAUGCAAUUAAUGCUGAAAAUGCAUUACUCACUGUCAGUCAUGACACCUCCAGCUGUGCCUCCUAACAACAUAUUUAUCUGUUUAUUUUUUAGACAUUAUACUCAUUUUUAUCAUAUUUAUUAUCUAGUUUAAGUGUAAAUGUUGGUUUGAAGAACCUAAAACACUGCUUUUAAAUAGAAAUGGGUGUGUGUGUGUGUGUGUGUGUGUCAUGAGAGGGGGAUGUAAAUGAUGUUUGUGUCUUCAGAAAGAUGUACCAACUGCAUGAUUUAUAAACUAUUUUUUCAACAAAACCAAAA